Molecule: messenger RNA, 738 nt
Organism: Aspergillus thermomutatus
Lineage: Eukaryota; Fungi; Ascomycota; Eurotiomycetes; Eurotiales; Aspergillaceae
Exons: 3
Coding region: 1-738 (245 amino acids)
Molecular function (GO): carbon-sulfur lyase activity
Source: RefSeq, a predicted model, not a curated record
AUGCGUCUUCCAACGGCUGCUAUUCUUGCCACCGUCCUCGCCUUUACGCAGGCUGCUCCCGUCGAGCCAACUGCCACCGUCGAGCAGACCGUCGACGUUGAGCAGGCUAUGCCAGGCCAAUCCCCAAAUCCCAGUACCUCGGAAGCCUCUCCGCUUGUAAGCGACUGCCAGCAGAUUACCAGGAACAUUGCCAAUGGUGGUCGCUGGGAAGUUGAGGACUUUGGUGGACAGCACCAGCUUGUCCAGUAUGGCACGUGUGCCUUUGGUGUCACCGGCGACAAAUCCAUCAACGGAUUCUACGUCGGCAAUUCCGAUAUCAUUGACCUGAUCAAUGAUUCUAUCAGCAGAUAUCAAUGGCACGGCAAGGUUGGGUCGAAGGGUGUAAUGGGUUGCCAUUCCCUCCUCGGAGCGAUGAGCGGUGCUAGGGUUACCUGGGGAUUGUACCAUAACCUCCCGCAGGAUCAAUUCCACGUGGUCAAAGGGACUGCAAAAGAACACCAUGAGACCCAUGAGAGCGGCAUGCACCUGACCCUCCGCUUUUGCGGGACUUGUGGCUGUCCGCUAUACAAGACAGCCGAUCGGCAGGAGGUUGAGGGUGGUGUGAUUAUUCUCGCGGGGACGCUGGAUGAUCCUCGGGCUCUUGAUGAUGCCAAACCCGAGGCCGAGUUCUUUGUCAAGGAUCGAGCUUCAUGGUGGCCGGCCCUGGCUGACGCGAAGCAAUUGCCGGAAUUCACUUGA